This is a messenger RNA of Pezoporus occidentalis (night parrot), 2508 nucleotides long. RefSeq names its product pterin-4 alpha-carbinolamine dehydratase 2 (gene PCBD2). The record is from RefSeq and is a predicted model, not a curated record. Gene Ontology annotation, biological process: tetrahydrobiopterin biosynthetic process. Lineage: Eukaryota; Metazoa; Chordata; Aves; Psittaciformes; Psittacidae. Gene Ontology annotation, molecular function: 4-alpha-hydroxytetrahydrobiopterin dehydratase activity. The transcript has 4 exons. Bases 49 to 453 code for a protein of 134 amino acids.
GGGGCUCGGGCCGGCGCUGCAGCGGGAGGCGGAGCCGGGGCCGGGGCCAUGGCAGGCGGAGGGGCAGCGCUGCGCAGGGCGCUGCUGGGAGCGCGGAGGGCGGCGAGGCCGCGGGGAGCUGCCGGUGGGAGCCGCGCUGCCAUGUCUUCACAGGCCCACUGGUUGACGACGGAGGAGAGGAACCAGGUUUUACUGGAUCUCAAGGCUUCAGGCUGGGUGGAGUUGAGCGAAAGAGAUGCCAUCUACAAAGAGUUCAAUUUCAAGAGUUUUAAUCAGGCUUUUGGAUUUAUGACACGUGUUGCUCUACAAGCAGAGAAGAUGAAUCACCACCCGGAAUGGUUUAAUGUCUACAGCAAGGUUCAGAUAACUCUGAUUUCCCACGACUGCGGUGGACUGACCAAAAGAGAUGUGAAGCUGGCUCAGUUUAUUGACAAAGCUGCUGCCUCAGUGUAACCAGGAUGUAAACCACUUCAAUACGGCGUCCACCAGUAUUAUGUAAAUGGUAUCCCUCAUUCCUUGUAACCCUUAUUUCCCAAAUCUCCUGAGACAGGAUGCUUUGUAAAGAGUGGCUUAGCUUUCUUGGCCUUUAAGAUCUUAGUCUUGUGACCCCUCUGGAUGCCUGUGCUUGUCCUUUGCUGGCGCUGGCACUGCACACGGAUGUAGCAGAUAAAUCACCAACAAGUAAGUUUUGAACAGUGCUUUUCUAGAACCUCUGACAAGCUGGAAUGAAAGCAGGAGCCCAGCCACAGGGGUCGGUGUUCCCCAGGCCCACAGGAGCCUGCUCCGUGCCCAGGCACUUCCCUACUAUAGAUUUAUACAUCUCUGCACUUCAAACAGUGGGAGAGCAGCCAGGCUGGAUCAGUCCCUCUGAACUGGUCCCUUCAUCUCUGCAAGCGACCCAUGGCAAGUACAAGGGGUGCUGGUGAGAUCAGUGCAAGCUGCUGCUGCUUCCUUGGAGUUGCAGCUCAACUGGCAAUUACAGCUUUGCAGUUCAGUGUUUCUUCUGUGCUUGUCUGCUGGCUCUUUGAGCCCUUUUGCACACACAGCCCAGCAGCAGUGUGGCUGCCUGAGAACCCUUCCCCAUCUCAGAUGCAGCACUGGGUCCUGCAGCUGCUGAAAACUUUAGCUUUUGGUCCAGCAAGUACAAAAAGAGCCCAGAUUCACACCAUGAAGUGCAGCACGUGGCUGAGUGCGUGGCUGGGCCAGGUCAGGACUCAUCAUCUUGUGGGACUGAGCCAUUAUUUGUGUUGUAACACUCAUACCCGCUGGAUCCAGGCACCAUCCAGAGCUGCCGGCAGUGAAGGAAGCGGCAUUAGCAGGAUUCUUGCUAAGCUGGGCUCUUCUGGAGCUAUGCUCACCCUUUUUUUCCCCCUCUGUAGCUACAAUUACUCAUCGCCAACAUUGUUCCAAGAGCUGCAGAUCCCUCUGACGAGCUUUAAUUUCUGCCUUGGUUUCAAAGUCUUUGUUUUUAUCCGAUGAUCCUCACCGAGACAGAUUUCCACUGCCGGCAGGGAGGUUUCAACCUGCUUAAGGCUUGCAGAAGGGCCUCUGGGCUCCGCAAUCCCGCUGCAGUGUCCCCGACGUGUACUGUCAUGCCCUGCAAGCAGCUCUUGCAGGGGGGAGAUUGACACCUCCCAAAUGCCUGAGUGCAUUGCUCGCAUGACACAGCCAUCAGCUACUGAGAAGGGAGAUCCACGAGCGCCAGCGUCUAUAUCGGGGGGUGUACGCGAGGUGUGUGGUCUCUCAGAUAUGUGGGAUGCAAAAUGCCAGUGGCUGCCACGCGAGUGUUGCUGUGGAUAAAAUAAGAAAGGUAUUUUUUGUUAAUCCUUAGCAAGUGCACUGUCAUGUGCUAAUUGGUCACAGGAAGCAAGGUGACCUAUAGGGAUGCUGGGGAGGGACUCUUCAUUAGGGACUGUAGUGACAGGACAAGGGGUAACGGGUUAAAACUGAAACAGGGGAAGUUUAGAUUGGAUCUAAGGAGGAAAUUCUUUCCUGUGAGGGUGCUGAGGCACUGGAAUGGGUUGCCCAGGGAGGUUGUGAAUGCUCCAUCCCUGGCAGUGUUCAAGGCCAGGUUGGACAGAGUCUUGGGUGAGAUGCUUUAGUGUGAGGUGUCCCUGCCCAUGGCAGGGGGGUUGGAACUGGAUGAUCUUAAGGUCCUUUCCAACCCUAACUAUUCUAUGGUUCUAUGUUGGUAUUUAUUAUUGGUAACACUACUUGGGGGAUCGCAUUCAGACCUAAAAAGACCCAAAUUCUGAGUUCCAAGUUCGCUGCUCACAAAGUGCCUUUCCCCAGUGAAGUAUUUCCCUGAUAUGGUUGGAAGCGGUCACUGUUGUGAGGGAUGAACAGAGCUAAAACAAACAGGGAGGCUGGGAUGUCUCCUGUCACUGGUGGGGGUGUGAAAGGAGCUUCCCCCAAAGUUGUAACAACAUCUCUAACGAGCUGUGAAAACUCUGUUGUUAGCAAUGGGUACCGAACGCGUGCGCUCCGAAUAAAACCAAUCACAUCAAA